Molecule: messenger RNA, 1464 nt
Organism: Capsicum annuum
Lineage: Eukaryota; Viridiplantae; Streptophyta; Magnoliopsida; Solanales; Solanaceae
Product: auxin-responsive protein IAA27
Exons: 5
Coding region: 358-1215 (285 amino acids)
Biological process (GO): regulation of DNA-templated transcription
Cellular component (GO): nucleus
Molecular function (GO): protein binding
Source: RefSeq, a predicted model, not a curated record
AUAAACUCAACCAAAUUCAUAGGAUGAGUCGAUCACUAACCUCUACAGGAAUAUCAUCUGCUGUGCCAACUCAAUCAAAACUAUUUUCUUAGCUGCUAUUCCACAAAAAAAAAAAAAAAAACAGAAGCCUUCUAGAUAAGCAUCUUGAAUAGUAGUUCCAAUAUUACUAGUAGUACACACUACACAGUUCAUUAUUCCAAAAAGAAGUCUACAAAAGCACCAAUUAAGUUUCUUCUUAUUUUUUCUCUACAUCAACAAAACCACAUUCCCUUCUCUUAACAUAAAAAAAAAAAGAAAAAAAAUUGCCUUCUUUUUCAUCUUUCCCAAUAUUUUCUUGAAUUCUUGUUUAGUAAUUCAAUGUCUGUACCAUUAGAACAUGAUUAUAUAGGUCUAUCAGAAACUUCUUUAAUGGAAAAAAGUUCUGAUAAAAUCUCCUCCUCUUCUUCUUCUUCUUCUUCCUCAGUUCUUAACCUUAAGGAGACUGAGCUAAGACUUGGGUUGCCAGGUUCUGAGUCUGUUGGGGUUUCUCUUUUUGGCAAAGAUUUGGAAGACAAAAAUUUGGGUUUUAACUCUUUAAGCAAUUUUACAUCAAGAACUAAAAGGGGUUUUUCUGAUGCCAUUGAUGCUUCUGGGAAAUGGGAUUUGUCCAUUAAUUGCAGAUCUGAAGCUGAUGGAGAGAAACAAAACUUGUUGUUUUCUCCAAAAAGAUCUGUUGAAGAAAAAAAGUCUGUUAAUGCUUCUCACACUUCAAAGACACAAGUAGUAGGAUGGCCACCAGUAAGAUCAUUCAGGAAGAAUACUCUGGCUACUAAGAAAAAUGAAGCUGAAGGGAAAACAGGUUCAAGUAAUUGCCUCUAUGUAAAGGUUAGCAUGGAUGGUGCUCCAUACUUGAGAAAGGUUGACAUCAAAACUUACAGUAACUAUGCAGACCUCUCAUCAGCACUUGAAAAGAUGUUCAGCUGCUUUAGUAUUGGUCAGUGCGCCAGUGAUGGACUUCCAGGGCAAGAGGAACUUAGUGAAACUCACUUGAUGGAUCUUCUCAAUGGAUCUGAAUAUGUGCUGACUUAUGAAGACAAGGAUGGUGAUUGGAUGCUUGUCGGCGACGUUCCUUGGGAGAUGUUCACAGACUCAUGUAAAAGACUGCGUAUCAUGAAAAGCUCAGAGGCAAUUGGGCUAGCUCCAAGGGCCAUAAACAAGAGCAAGAACCAAAAUUAGCGACUGAAAGAUUAACUGUCCAAGGUUUCUACAUCGACGACCAUCCUUUUCCUCCCCUCUAUGUAUGUGGAAAUAGACUAGAUGUGUAGCAUUAGAGAGCUGGUUUGAGAAAAUAUAACCGGUGAUAUCCAAGAUUUUGUUUAGUAGCUAUGGAAAUUGUACUGUGGCUAGUGUCUUUUGAGUGGCAAUUUUUGCUUGCACAUGCAACCUGCAAGUGUAUUUGCAAACAAAAUUUCAUUUUUAGACCAA